AUAAAUAUUUAGCGCAUGACACAGAAAACGACAAACUCGCCUCACUUCAACAGUAGAGCAAUGGGCGAACUGUCUCUGUAAUCUGUAUCCUGUUCAAUCCACCAUUUGAAUCCAUGCCCUUAAUUUUUCUACUUAACUGUAUAUUGACUUGGGAUCUUUGAGGAGAAAGAGCUAAGCUAAGUGAUCUGAAAGAUGAAGCUGACACCCAGAGAGGUGGAGAAAUUAGGACUGCAUAACGCUGGUUAUCUUGCCCAGAAGCGUCUCGCUCGGGGCCUCAGGCUCAAUUACUCUGAGGCCGUAGCUCUCGUUGCCACUCAGAUUUUGGAGUUUGUUCGCGAUGGUGAUAAGACAGUGGCUGAUUUGAUGGAUGUUGGGAAAUGUUUACUGGGAAGGAGACAAGUUCUUCCUGCAGUUCCACACCUUUUGGAUUCCGUGCAGGUUGAAGGAACAUUUCCAGAUGGGACCAAGUUAGUCACUGUUCACAAUCCUAUUGCUAGUGAAAAUGGAAAUCUGGAGCUAGCUUUACAUGGUUCCUUUCUUCCAGUUCCUUCACUUGACAAGUUUCCUGGAAUAGAAGAAAAUGAAAUUCCGGGCGUGUUUAUCUUUGGAGAUGGAAAUAUUACACUUAAUCCUGGAAGGAAAGCAGUGAUUCUCAAAGUUGUUAACCGUGGAGACAGACCAAUUCAGGUGGGCAGCCACUAUCAUUUCAAUGAGACAAACCCAUGCUUGUAUUUUGAUCGAAUGAAAGCAUAUGGCAUGCGCCUGAACAUUCUAGCAGGAACAGCUAUACGAUUUGAGCCAGGGGAAUGCAGAAGUGUUGUCCUUGUAAGCAUUGGAGGUAAAAAGGUUAUCAGAGGCGGAAAUGGCAUUGUUGAUGAUCCAGUUGAUGAUGCCAAUUAUGCAACAGUAUCAAAAACUGUAAAAUCAAGAGGAUUUGGGAAUCAGGAAGAAGAAAAUGCUCGUGAAGGUGUAACUGGAGAAGAUUCUGAUUUCACCAUUGUUGUUUCUCAUGAGGCCUAUGCUAACAUGUAUGGCCCUACUACGGGUGACAAAAUCCGGCUUGGUGAUACCAAUCUUUAUGCUGAAAUUGAAAGAGAUUUUGCUAUUUAUGGGGAUGAAUGUGUUUUUGGAGGUGGGAAAGUUAUAAGGGAUGGAAUGGGCCAGUCAUGUGGGCAUCAACCAGUUGACUCUCUUGAUGCUGUGAUAACAAAUGCUGUGAUCAUUGAUUACAGUGGAAUCUACAAGGCAGAUAUUGGUAUUAGAGGUGGUCUUAUUGCUGCUAUUGGAAAAGCAGGAAAUCCUGAUAUCAUGAAUAAUGUUCAUUCUGAUAUGAUCAUUGGAGUUAACACUGAGGUUAUCGCGGGCGAAGGAAUGAUUGUAACUGCAGGGGCCAUAGAUUGUCAUGUGCACUUCAUAUGCCCCCAGCUUGUAUACGAGGCAAUAUCAAGUGGCAUCACAACACUUGUGGGAGGUGGAACAGGACCCGCUGAUGGGACACGUGCAACUACCUGCACUCCUGCUCCAUCACAAAUGAAAUUGAUGCUGCAAUCUACUGAUGACCUGCCUCUGAAUUUUGGGUUCACUGGAAAAGGUAAUGGUGCCAAACCCGAUGAGCUACAAGAAAUAAUCAAGGCUGGGGCAAUGGGACUAAAGUUGCAUGAGGACUGGGGAACUACUCCUGCUGCAAUAGACAAUUGUUUGACUGUCGCAGAAGAAUAUGACAUACAGGUCAAUAUCCACACAGACACCUUGAAUGAAUCUGGAUUCGUGGAACACACAAUUGCUGCAUUUAAAGGAAGAACAAUUCAUGCGUAUCACAGUGAAGGUGCAGGUGGUGGUCAUGCUCCAGAUAUUAUCAAAGUAUGUGGUGUAAAAAAUGUCCUACCGUCAUCAACAAACCCUACCCGGCCUUACACUUCCAAUACCAUCGAUGAACAUCUUGAUAUGCUGAUGGUCUGCCAUCAUCUUGACAAAGACAUUCCAGAAGAUGUAGCUUUUGCUGAAUCAAGGAUAAGGGCUGAAACAAUCGCUGCGGAGGAUAUAUUGCAUGAUUUGGGGGCAAUUAGCAUUAUAUCUUCUGAUUCGCAAGCUAUGGGACGCAUUGGAGAGGUCAUAAGCAGAACUUGGCAAACUGCUCACAAAAUGAAAUCACAGAGGGGAUCAAUUGGCCCUGGUGGAUCAGACAAUGAUAACUUCCGUAUCAAACGAUAUAUUGCAAAGUACACUAUAAACCCAGCAGUAGCAAAUGGGUUUGCUGAAUUAAUUGGUUCAGUUGAGGUGGGAAAGUUGGCUGAUCUUGUUUUAUGGAAGCCUUCUUUCUUUGGGGCAAAACCAGAAAUGGUGAUUAAGGGUGGUGUAAUUGCAUGGGCUGAAAUGGGUGAUCCAAAUGCAAGCAUCCCCACACCUGAACCGGUGAUUUCAAGACCUAUGUUUGGAGCCUUUGGCAAGGCUCCAAGUGCUAACUCCGUUGCUUUUGUCAGCAAGAUCGCAGCGUAUAAUGGGAUAAAGGCUUUGUAUGGACUCAGCAAAAGAGUGGAAGCCGUAGGCAAUGUUAGGAGACUCACUAAACUUGACAUGAAGCUUAAUGAUGCCCUUCCUAAUAUCACAGUAGAUCCAGAAACAUAUACAGUGACAGCAGAUGGUGAGGUUCUCACCUGUACUGCUUCCACCACGGUUCCGCUCUCUCGGAAUUACUUCCUUUUUUAGACAUCAUAAUGAAUAUCACAACUAAUAAAUUAGAAUAAAUGUACGAAUUUCCUUUCUUUUCA
Molecule: messenger RNA, 2768 nt
Organism: Hevea brasiliensis (rubber tree)
Lineage: Eukaryota; Viridiplantae; Streptophyta; Magnoliopsida; Malpighiales; Euphorbiaceae
Product: urease
Exons: 18
Coding region: 193-2706 (837 amino acids)
Biological process (GO): urea catabolic process
Cellular component (GO): urease complex
Molecular function (GO): nickel cation binding; urease activity
Source: RefSeq, a predicted model, not a curated record